GCCCCCAGGCUCGCCUUCCCUUCCCUCCAGAGCCGGUGACGCCGCCGCGGCCCCGGCAACCGGCGCUCGCACACACUCCCGCGCGCUCCGCUCCUCCACCUCUCCUCCCGCGCCCGGGUCCGAAGAUGGCGGCUCUCAAACUCCUGUCCUCCGGCCUCCGGCUCUGCACCUCCGGCCGCAGCUCGCGGGGCGCCUGGCACAAGGGGUGUGUCCGCUACUUUUCUGUCAGUACCCGUCGCCACACCAAAUUUUACACAGAUCCGGUGGAAGCUGUCAAAGAUAUUCCUAAUGGUGCAACCUUGCUGGUUGGCGGUUUUGGGCUGUGUGGAAUUCCAGAAAAUCUUAUAAGCGCUUUAUUGAAGACGGGAGUGAAGGAUCUAACUGCAGUCAGCAACAAUGCGGGGGUCGACAACUUUGGCCUGGGCCUUUUACUUCGAUCCAAGCAGAUAAAACGCAUGAUCUCGUCGUACGUGGGAGAAAAUGCAGAAUUCGAGCGACAGUACUUAUCGGGCGAAUUAGAAGUGGAGCUGACCCCUCAGGGCACACUUGCAGAGAGGAUCCGUGCAGGCGGAGCUGGAGUCCCUGCCUUCUACACCAGCACAGGAUAUGGGACACUGGUACAAGAAGGAGGAUCACCCAUAAAAUACAACAAAGAUGGCAGUGUUGCCAUUGCCAGCAAGCCACGAGAGGUGAGGGAGUUUAAUGGGCAGCACUUCAUUCUGGAGGAAGCAAUCACAGGAGAUUUUGCUUUGGUGAAGGCCUGGAAAGCAGACCGGGCAGGAAACGUGAUUUUCAGGAAGAGCGCAAGAAACUUCAAUUUGCCCAUGUGCAAAGCUGCCGGAACCACGGUGGUGGAGGUUGAAGAGAUUGUAGACAUUGGAUCAUUCGCCCCAGAGGAUAUCCACAUUCCGAAGAUUUACGUACACCGCCUGAUAAAGGGAGAAAAAUAUGAGAAAAGAAUUGAGCGCUUAUCACUCCGAAAGGAAGGCGAUGGAAAAGGCAAAUCUGGCAAACCUGGAGAAGAUGUCAGGGAGCGGAUCAUCAAGAGAGCGGCUCUUGAGUUUGAGGACGGCAUGUAUGCUAAUUUGGGUAUAGGGAUACCUCUUCUGGCCAGCAACUUCAUCAGUCCAAAUAUGACUGUUCACCUUCAAAGUGAAAAUGGAGUCUUGGGUUUGGGUCCGUACCCACUACAGCAUGAAGCCGAUGCUGACCUCAUCAAUGCAGGAAAGGAAACGGUUACUGUUCUCCCAGGAGCCUCUUUCUUCUCCAGCGAUGAGUCAUUCGCCAUGAUUAGAGGGGGACAUGUCAAUCUCACAAUGUUGGGAGCAAUGCAGGUUUCUAAAUAUGGUGACCUGGCCAACUGGAUGAUACCUGGGAAAAUGGUGAAAGGAAUGGGAGGAGCCAUGGAUUUAGUGUCCAGUUCCAAAACCAAGGUGGUGGUCACCAUGGAGCAUUCUGCAAAGGGAAAUGCACAUAAGAUCAUGGAGAAGUGUACGUUACCGCUGACGGGAAAGCAAUGUGUCAACCGCAUUAUCACAGAAAAGGCUGUGUUUGACGUGGACAAGAAGAACGGGCUGACACUGAUUGAGCUCUGGGAAGGCCUGACUGUCGACGACAUAAAGAAGAGCACCGGCUGUGACUUCGCGGUUUCACCAAAACUCAUGCCAAUGCAGCAGAUCUCAACUUGAAACAUGUGGAGAGGAUGUUUGUCCCAGGAUGCUAAGAUUUCCUUUUGAACACAUAGGAUUUAAUUAAAAGGAUGUCAGUAAUCAAAAUUAUAUAUUUAACAAGAAGUUUUGACUAGUUUUCUUCUAGUAUUUCUGGGUGUGUGCAGCUGUAGACUGUUCCCUUGAGUGUGUUUUAAUGUUUCCCCCCAAAACAAUAGGGAAACAUAUUUCACUGUGGUCUUCUUUCAUAGUACUAAGAAGGUUGUCUUUGCCAGUGGUGCUCACAUUGAAUGGAUGUUCAUCUUUUAUGCUGUAUAUACUAAACCGUGAUGUAGCAGUACUGAGAGAAAGUUUUCAUGUGAAUUUGUGGCUUAGGCAGAAUACUUUUUGGGUGACUAUAUAUCUUUUGCUUUCCUCUUGUUUUGAGAGAAAGCUCUGAUUUGGUGAUUUUGCUUGGCUCUUUAAAAUAUCCUCCUUCCCUCCACACUUCCUAUAGCCAGAUAGAUACCCAAGAAGGCAAACAGGAAUGUCUCUGGGAAAAGUAAGCAGAGGAAAGAACAAGGCAUAGAUCUGCUAGGGCUGGCAUCCCACCAGAUGUUGCCUUUAAACAACCAACCAUCUACAUGUGUGCACUAACAUCUGAGGCCAACUACAGGAAGAGGACUAGAAACCUCCUGACAUACUUGCCUAGUUCUCCUAUUUUCAGAUACUGUGCGAUAUUUGUAUUCAGAAGACUAUUUCUGUUAUUGAGACUCAGUGUUUACUUAUACAACAUCUCCUAAGCCAAAAAGAAUGGUAGGCAAUUUAUCAUGAGUCCUAAAUCACAAUAGCAGCAGUGUUUACAAAAACGAUCUUCCAAGAUAUUUCCCCAUUACGCUCUCCAUUCUGUUUAGCAAAGAUCAUAAACAGUGAAUGCCUUUUUUUUUCUACAGGAAAACAAUGAUAUUUCAUCUGCUUAAGCGAGUUCACUUAGCAGAGUACUAUUACUUUAGCCUUAUCUGUGUAGGGGAAAAGAUGGGAGAGUCUCAGAUCUGAGUUGUUAGCAAAUCUUUGUGUUGGGGAAUGAACAGAGUGGCUUGGGAUUAUAAGGGAUGUUCCUUCCGAAGUAGCCUCAGUCCCAGACAGUUACCAGGAAGCGUCAACUCAGAAGCUCCCUCAGGAUCAGAUGGGGGAAAGCCUAGGCACCCUGAAGCCAGGCUGGACAGAUGGUGUCUGCACAUUGGAAUAUACCGUUCUUCUGCUACUAAUGAUAGGAAUGUAUGCAUCUUUAGGUGAUGGGUAUCAUUGAAUCUCCCUUCUCAAGUAUAGCCACAGCUAACCUGUACAGUAUGUGAAAGAGAAGACAGGCUUCCCCCCAUAGUACUCUCUGUGCAGUACUGCCUUUCUGACUGGCUCCAUGGUUGAAGGCAUCCGCUGCCAGCACUGAUAAGAAGAGCCUGUCUUAGAAGGCACAAGGUCCAUGAGAGUAAAUAUGUCUAUGUUAGAGGAAACGUUUGAAAAUGUUAUUGUUGAUAUGGAUAUGUCUUCAGAUGCACUUGCUUAUCAUUCCAGUCUGUUACUUUAAGACAAGGGGCUUCUAAGAAUGUUUCCAGCAUUGUCUACACCUGAAUAGAUAACUCAAGAGUAUUGUUCAAAGAGUGCCAUAUUUUUAAAAACCUGUUGAGCAUUACAAUAAAAAUUACAG
Arvicola amphibius (Eurasian water vole) is the source of this 3351-nucleotide messenger RNA. RefSeq names its product 3-oxoacid CoA-transferase 1 (gene Oxct1). Gene Ontology annotation, cellular component: mitochondrion. The transcript has 17 exons. NCBI's taxonomy places the organism in Eukaryota, Metazoa, Chordata, Mammalia, Rodentia, Cricetidae. Bases 126 to 1688 code for a protein of 520 amino acids. The record is from RefSeq and is a predicted model, not a curated record. Gene Ontology annotation, biological process: ketone body catabolic process. Gene Ontology annotation, molecular function: succinyl-CoA:3-oxo-acid CoA-transferase activity.